UUCUUUUAAAUCAAACAUGGUCAAAUUGCUCAUGCUAAAUCAAACAGCCCCCGACAGGUUCAUCCUCUUAGGAUUCUCCGACUUCUGUGAGUCGCGGGUGCUGCUCCUUCUGUCUUUUCUCAUUAUUUACAUUGUAACCAUCAUGGGAAAUGUCUUGAUUGUGGUAACCGUCCUGUCGCAGCAUUGUCUUCAUACCCCCAUGUACUGGUUCCUUAGCAAUUUGUCCUUCCUGGAAAUCUGCUACACCACAAACAUUGUCCCCCGGAUGCUAUGUGGUUUCCGGUCAGAGAAGAGCACAAUAUCGCUACCUGGCUGCAUGAUACAGUUCUACCUCUUUGCGUCAUUGGGGACCACAGAGUGCUUGCUUCUUGGCAUGAUGGCUUUUGAUCGGUACCUAGCUAUUUGCCAUCCACUGCAUUACACAACGGUCAUGACUGGACGAGUAUGCACCCAGUUAGCAGCUGGUUCCUGGGCAUGGGGUUUUCUGAUACCCGUGAUAACAGUAGCAGUGAUGUCCCGUCUGACAUUCUGUGGUCCCAAUGAAAUCGACCAUUUCUUCUGUGAUUUCAAACCUCUCGUGAAACUCUCCUGCACUGAUUCCUACUCCAUCGAAACCACCGUUUGCAUCUUGUCCUCUGCUGUGACCUUGGUCCCAUUUGUCUUAAUCCUGGUGUCCUAUACUCACAUCCUCAGGGCCAUCCUGAGAAUCCCUUCCACAACGGGCAAGCAAAAGGCCUUCUCCACCUGUUCCUCCCACCUCAUUGUGGUCACCACAUUCUACGGGACCCUGAUUGUCAUGUAUGUGGCACCCUCAGCAAACCACUCGCCAGCUCUUAACAAGGUCUUCUCCCUGCUUUACACCACAGGGACCCCGAUGCUGAAUCCCAUCAUAUACAGCCUUCGAAAUCAGGAAGUACGAGAGAGUGUGAAGAAGCUCCUAAAGGCCAUGACCUUGAAGGGCGGCAGAUUCAAGGUCACAUUAUGUAAAUAA
Molecule: messenger RNA, 991 nt
Organism: Pelodiscus sinensis (Chinese soft-shelled turtle)
Lineage: Eukaryota; Metazoa; Chordata; Testudines; Trionychidae
Source: RefSeq, a predicted model, not a curated record